CCCCUGACGAUUCCUCCAGCCGCAGUCGCAUGGCGUCACAUCGAUCUACGCCUCGUACCCCUUCCGGAAAAGGGAAACGCCAACAACCCUAUCAUAAAGCAACUUGGGAUGGGGAGUCGACACGGAUUUUCUUGGAACUGGUUGUGAAGGAAAUUGAAGCAGGAAACCGGCACACAUGUCAAUCACUCCAAACGGGUACCGUUCGUUGUCUAAGACAUUUGAGGCAGCAACUGGGCGGCUGCAUUCCCUCAAACAACUUAAAAACAGGUACAAUCUGUUGAAGACCGAGUGGCGUGCGUGGUGUAAGCUAAUGGAUUGCCGGAAAGGCCCAACUGGAAUUGGCUUUGACCAAGUAACUGGGCUGUUCAAUGCUUCGGCUGAUUGGUGGGCUAAAAUGGAAAAGAUUGACAAUGUAUGUUGCAAGUUCAGAACCAAAACCUUGGACCAUCCGGACUUGAUGGAGUGCGUCUUCACUGGCGCUGUGGCUACGGGAAAAAAUGCAUGGACACCCGGCGAGACUCGUAAUGCAAUGGAGUUGGACGGAGAGUCGGACAGUCCAGAUUUUUCAAGUGACAGCAAUGACCUACGCGCAUCGGAAAUGGCAGCCAUGAUGAACUCUGCGCACAUCAAUGCCACGGGUAGUGGAAGUAAGCGGAAGCAUUCCUCGGGGAAAACAUUGCAAAACAAGCGCAUUACGGGGGAUGAAGCGUUGGCAAGCAGCAUGGACGACUUGCUAAAUUCUGUGAAGACUCAGAGCAAGGAAUUAACUGUCAACCACGUCGUCGGGGGCCAUAGUAUUACUAUGGGACAGGCUGUUGGACGGCUGUACGAAAUACAGGGACUAGAGCCUGAAGAUGAACUUCUCCAUUUUGGAGUCAUGCUUAUGGAGGUUCCGAACAAUCGGGAAAUGGUAAUGAGUAUUCCCACGGACCGAGGCAUAAUCGGGUGGCUACGAGCGAAGAAAGAAGACAAAGAUAGGAGUGUGGGUGUCACUCUUGCGAGUUUGCUGCGGAAUCAAGGAGUUCGAUUUUAAAUCUGCUAAAUGAAGGACUUUGAUUUAUAAUUUUAGUUGAAUUCUGAACUAUUUUUUUUUCGUUUGUUGUGUUUAAUUUUAGUUGAAUUGUGGUUUGAAGAUGGUUUGGGCAUGGGUCGUGCCUCUGGCUUACGGAACCUUAAGAAUUAAAAUGGGGAUAUGUUUGUGGUAUUUUAUGUUUUGUUAUGCUAUAAUGGCUGUAG
This is a messenger RNA of Camellia sinensis, 1236 nucleotides long. The record is from RefSeq and is a predicted model, not a curated record. Lineage: Eukaryota; Viridiplantae; Streptophyta; Magnoliopsida; Ericales; Theaceae.